UCUCUCUUUCUCUGUCUAGUUUCUCUCACCAUGUUUGAUAUUGUAGGAGAGUUUCAAAUUGGAGACGACAUAAGCCCGUUGGAUCCCGAUUCAGUAGAUAGCGUAGUUGUGUAUGGAUUGUAUGGACAUCCACUUACUCAUCAAGCAACAGGUUACUCUCUUGUGUAUAAUCAGCUCUAUCCCUAUGAAGGCCUUCAGAACUACACUUCUGGGAUUAUACAUCAUGUUCGUCUCACAGGAUUAAGACCAAACACUCUAUAUCAGUAUCAAUGUGGAGAUCCUCUACAAGGAAUGAGCAAUUUAUAUUACUUCAAGACUAUGCCAGUUUCUGGUCCCAAGAGCUACCCCAGCAGAAUAGCAGUAGUUGGCGACUUGGGUCUUACAUACAAUACUACAUCAACAGUUGAACACUUGACAAGUAACCAUCCUGAUCUUAUUCUAUUGGUCGGUGAUGUCAGUUAUGCGAACUUGUAUCUCACAAAUGGAACUGGAGCUGAUUGCUACUCUUGCUCCUUUCCGCAAACUCCCAUUCACGAAACUUAUCAGCCUCGCUGGGAUUAUUGGGGAAGGUACAUGCAGCCUCUAAUUUCCAAUGUCCCAAUUAUGGUCAUAGAAGGAAACCAUGAGAUAGAACUACAGGCCGAAAAUCAAGCCUUUGUUGCAUACAGUUCUCGGUUUGCAUUCCCCUCGGAAGAGAGUGGAUCAUUGUCUACGUUAUACUAUUCUUUCAAUGCAGGAGGAGUACACUUUGUAAUGCUUGGCGCCUACGCACCCUAUGAUGAAACAUCUGAUCAGUACAAAUGGCUGGAGGCAGACAUGGCUAGCGUCGACCGAAAGGUGACACCAUGGCUUGUGGCUACAUUCCAUGCUCCUUGGUACAGCACCUAUAUAGCACAUUACAGAGAAGCAGAGUGUAUGAGAGUAGCUAUGGAAGACUUGCUUUAUAAGUGUGGUGUUGAUAUAGUCUUCAAUGGACAUGUUCACGCCUAUGAAAGGUUGAACCGAGUGUAUAAUUACACUCUGGAUCCAUGUGCUCCUGUUUAUAUCACUGUUGGUGAUGGUGGGAAUAGGGAGAAGAUGGCAAUCACACACGCUGACGAACCCGGGAACUGCCCCGAACCAUCUACAACCCCAGAUACAUAUAUGGGUGGGUUCUGCGCCUUCAAUUUUACAUCAGGUCCAGCAGCAGGGAAGUUCUGUUGGGAUGAGCAGCCUGAAUAUAGUGCAUACCGAGAAAGCAGCUUUGGUCAUGGGAUUUUAGAGGUGAAAAAUGAGACUCAUGCUUUGUGGACUUGGCACCGGAAUAGGGACUUGUACAGAGCUGCUGGAGAUCAGAUUUACAUUGUAAGACAGCCUGAGAAAUGCCAAGUUGAGUAGUAGUUGAAGAUGGCAAAGAUGAAGCAAGUUACAGGAGAAGAAAAAUAUCUUAAACCACAAUCAUGACCAAUUCCUAUACAAAUAUAUGUUCAACUUAAAGAUUGAAAGACCCAGUAGAGACUUCUUUGAGAGACUGUAAGAUAUUUCACUGGGUGUGCUCUGAGUUUUUACUGCAAUAAAAUCUGCAGUCCAUGUACCACAAUCAACUUAUAUUUUGUCUCUCUGAUUUUUAAUUGCUUUUUCUAAGUGACCAAA
Molecule: messenger RNA, 1632 nt
Organism: Morus notabilis
Lineage: Eukaryota; Viridiplantae; Streptophyta; Magnoliopsida; Rosales; Moraceae
Product: purple acid phosphatase 15
Exons: 6
Coding region: 31-1377 (448 amino acids)
Molecular function (GO): metal ion binding; acid phosphatase activity
Source: RefSeq, a predicted model, not a curated record